GUACAAACAUGGACGCUUUCAUCAAAUGUUUGCUGUUCCUGUCGAUCCUUUCAAUAACAGCAGCAAUACUGCAAAAUGAAAUUGGUGUGCAUUGCACAUUUCCGCCAUCAUGGCAAAGCAAGGUUUUCUUUGAAUCUGGUGAGUUGAUCAUGUCUAUUCCAGAACUGAUGAAUGCUACUGGAACAUAUUACUACGACUAUCCCAGUCAACAGAUGAGACUUGACCUCAAGGGUUUGGCAUCACUAGGCAACGUGCCGCUCUCAAAUACCUACAUCUGGCAUUUCAAUGAGAGUACAGUAUACAUUAUUGAUAACGACAACCACACCUGUACCAAGGACAAGGAUAGCGACUACAUAUGGAACCCAUGGAAUGGUGUGCCAUUGGACGCCCACUCGGACUGGCAUGGUGGUGUAGGGGACUUUCAGCAGAUCACAGAGCACUUCACGCUGAUCAGGAAGGAACUGUACGCUGACGUCAUCCUAACGCUAGACGUUAAAGUAGGAAAGGUCUGUCCACCUAUUCUGGAGCGAUAG
Molecule: messenger RNA, 533 nt
Organism: Mizuhopecten yessoensis (Yesso scallop)
Lineage: Eukaryota; Metazoa; Mollusca; Bivalvia; Pectinida; Pectinidae
Exons: 5
Coding region: 9-533 (174 amino acids)
Source: RefSeq, a predicted model, not a curated record